AUGCCCGUCAUGUCCCCGUCAAUGCUUGGCUCUAUCUUCCUGCACUUCACGCUUCGAGCCGCCGCUACAGUUCCAGACAUCAAGCCUGCCGUGGAGUUCGUUGCCGCGACAGCAGCCGCAGGAGCACUGCUUCAAAGCACGGAGGUGCAGCAGUUGACCGAAGACGUUGUGACUCUCAUAGUCGAUCACGAGACGACAGCCGAGUACGCGUCUUACUUUACCUUUGGAGACAAUCCUGUCUCUCCUCCAACUCAGCCUCAAGCACGCGCAGCUUGCAAAGCUUUUCCUGGCGAUCCAAGCUGGCCAAGGGAUGAAGUAUGGGGCGUCUUUGAUCAACUACUCGGAGGAGCUCUGGUCCCAACAAAACCUUUGGGAGCUCCCUGUUACGACUCUAAAUGGGGUGCAAGAAAUGACAUUGAGUGCGCCAAUAUCAUCAAGAAUUCUACAAAUGCCAACUUCCUUAGCGCCGACGCCACUGCCAAUUACUGGCCCAUCUUCCAAGGACGCACUUGUCAGCCAAGAAACGAGACAUCUGGUUCCGAAUGUACUAUCGGAGGCUACCCGGAGUAUGCGAUAAACGUGACUAGCGUUGCGCAAAUUCAGCUUGCGGUCAAUUUUGCUUGUGCAGCCAACUUGCGCUUGGUGAUCAAGAACACUGGGCAUUGCUAUCUUGGAAAGUCGUUGGGGGCCGGUGCACUCAGCCUAUGGAUGCACAAUAUGAAGGACGUUGAAUAUUUGCCCAAGUACGAAGGACCUGGAUACUCUGGUCCCGCUAUGAAGUUAGCCGCCGGCGUUAGUGUCCGAGAAGUUUACGAGGUUGCUGAACAGAACAACGUUAGCGUCCUAGGUGCAGUUUCUUGGAGCGUAGGGUACGCUGGUGGCAUGAUCACCGGGGGAGGUCAGAACCCCCUUGCGGGCAUCUACGGAAUGGCCGCCGACCACGUUGUCGCUUUUCAGAUCGUGACUGCUGAUGGCCGUUUCCGAACUGUUUCCGAAAAGGAGAACCCCGAUCUGUUCUGGGCUCUCCGUGGUGGCGGCGGCGGGACUUUUGGUGUCAUCACAUCAGUCAUCAUCCGCGCACAUCCUCGGAUGAAUGUGGUGACGGCAAAGUGGACACUCGAUGCUUCCAAUAAUAGCAUCGACCAGUUUUGGAAGGGCGUGAGAAAGUUUUACGACGAGUUCCUCAACUGGACUGACGCCGGGCUGUAUUCCUUCUACAUCAUGUGGCCGACACCGCAGCUCAGCAUGAACUAUAUGUUUGCCCCGAACCACACUCUGGACUCCUACAACGAGGUCGUAAGCCCUUUUUUCGAAUACCUCGAGGCGAACAACAUCACUUUAUCAGUACCGCAUCAAUCUACGGCACAUACGUCUUUCUACUCGGCUUACCAGGCGACAUGGGGUGCAAACCAGUUUCCCGUUGGUGUUGACACGUCGCUUCCCGCGAAUCGACUGGUGCCCCGCCGAAACUUUGUCGAGAAAUAUGAGGAGACCUAUGCCCUCAUCAAAUCCCACGUCUCAUCCGGCAAGCACUUUCUGGGUUAUCACAACGCACCUGGUAACGCGGGCUCAAGUGUCGGAAACCAGAACAAUGCCGUCAACCCCGCCUUCCGCGAGAUGGUCUUUUUCCUGGUGACCUCUUCAAACCGUACAGCUGAUCACUCGACCCCCGCCGCUCUGGCUGCUCAAAAUAUGUAUCUCCAGGAACAGGUUCUCCAACCAUGGCGCGAAAUUGCCCCGGUCUCCGAAGGGGGCGGCACAUAUCUCAACGAAGCCAGUGUCGAGGAGUCUGACUGGCAGGAGAGUUUCUAUGGAGGGAAUUACCCAAGACUUAGUCAGAUCAAGAGAAGGUGGGAUCCUAAUGAUGUCUUCUAUGCAGUCACUGCGGUGGGGAGCGAGAGGUGGAUUGUGUUGGACGGGGACCAGGGCGUGCAGACACAGAACGGAAGAUUGUGCCGUGUAUCUUCCCCAGAGGACAGGCUGUAA
This is a messenger RNA of Colletotrichum chrysophilum, 1986 nucleotides long. RefSeq lists its product as uncharacterized. Gene Ontology annotation, molecular function: oxidoreductase activity; FAD binding. The coding region runs from base 1 to 1986 and encodes 661 amino acids. Lineage: Eukaryota; Fungi; Ascomycota; Sordariomycetes; Glomerellales; Glomerellaceae. The transcript is spliced from 2 exons. The record is from RefSeq and is a predicted model, not a curated record.